This is a messenger RNA of Mucor velutinosus, 2760 nucleotides long. Its product is annotated as Aa_trans domain-containing protein. NCBI's taxonomy places the organism in Eukaryota, Fungi, Mucoromycota, Mucoromycetes, Mucorales, Mucoraceae. The record is from RefSeq and is a predicted model, not a curated record. Bases 1 to 2760 code for a protein of 919 amino acids. The transcript has a single exon.
AUGACUGACACAUUGAAUGAUGCCUCCACAAGAUCAUCGUCACCAUCAUGGUUGAAGCAGCGCACAUCCAUGUUCAACAACAAUGCCGCAUUACAGGCAUCUACCACCACCAAUGCCACCGCACCACCAGUUGUGAAAAAGGUGGUUGACAAAGAAUUAGCCAGUUUAAAAAAGAUUGGGGCUGUUUCCUCGGUUUGGUCGAACAAAUUUGUCCAGGAAGAUAAUUCAGGAGGUACUAAUACUAUCCAACACAAAAUAACCCCUUCCCGAAACUACCAUAUCACAUCACCUCCAUUGCAUCCAUUAACAUCAUCAUCACCAUCGUCGUCAUCAUCACCGUCUGCUACUAGUAGCUCUUCAGACCCUUCCCUCUCCCCUCGUCGCUCAAACAAAGUGAAUACAUCUCCUCGUCCUAACGCUGAUUAUAUACCUGUCACAGGAACUAGACAAAGCUUUAGCAACAACUCUGUAUCAACCACCACCCAACCUACUUCGCCCAGAUCACCUUUGUUUGACAAGGUCAGAUCCUUCUCUAGCAGUAGCAGCAAAUCAAUGAGCGAUGAGAUUCAACAGGCCCUUGACCAACAUCAGCCACAGCAGCAGCAACGACUCUCAAAGCAACAACCACCAUCCCUGGGUUACUUUUCCAAGGCAUCCAUGUCUAGCUUGGAUCUGAAUGACAUGGAAGAUAGCAACAGAUCUUCUACUGCCUCUUCUUUUACUGCAAAUGGGUUUUCAUCGCCUCCUUUACGCAGAUCUAUUGAAACAGACCGUACAUCUACCAAAACCGCCUCUACCACUACCACUACUGUCAACAACAGUAUGGAUGAAGCCGCUGCUCUUUGGUUCCAAUGUGAGACGUUGAAAACGCAGUACGCUCAAAACAAUGCUCGUUUGAACAAAGCCAUGGAAGACGUUGAAUUCUACAAACGCCAGCUGGAGCAACAAGGAGAGAUUUCUCGUCAAGGUAUUGCCGAUGCAGUCGAGGAGAAGGAAAAGGAGAUUGUCCGUGUGCGUCAACUGGCUCAACUUAUCGUCAAGCAAGACCAGCUGUUGGAAGAAUACCAAAUCAAUUUGGACAUGCUGACUCAAUUAACAAAUGAAUCCUCUCAUUUAGAGGAGACUCAAGCGGAGAUGGCUGGUCUUCGCCAAGAAUUAGCAGCAUUCAAAAAAGAGAAGCAACUGCUGGAAGGCACCAUCGCCGCUCUGCGUGCUGAGCUGGAGAUGAGUCAGGGCCAAAUGAAGCUCAUGAUGGCUGUGUCUACUGAAAUCCAAAAGGAAUAUGCCAGAUACAAGAGCAAGAUCAACUAUGAGAUCAAGGCCAUGAUGAGGAAACAACAAGAUGAGCAUGAAUCUGAGCUCAAGGUGAUGCAGGAACAGCUCAGUGCUGCUACUACUGCUGCUGCUGCUGCUGCUGCUGCUCCUCAAGAAAGAUCUGUCGUGGUGGACAGUGAUGCCAAGGAAAUGCAAGAAAUGGAAGCACUCUCUGGUCAAGUGAGUGCCUUGAACCAAGCACUUGAAGCCAAAGACAAGGUCAUUGCUGAUUUGAAGAACCAACUUACGACGCAAAAGAUGUCGAUGGAUACCCAAAUGAUGGAGCUCACCCAAAGCAUCCUUGAAAAAGAUGCUCUUCUCAUGGAAUUUAUGAGCAGCCGCAACAACAGCAGAGAAGUGCUCCCUCAACAACAACAGCAGCAGCCAGCAUCACAGCCACAAGCCACACGAAGCAUGAUCACCACAUCCGUGGCUCCCGCUGCUGAAACCAGCAACUAUUAUCACCCUGCUUCUCCUCAACACUAUCAACAACAGCAACAAGACAGCCAACUUCACGUGUCUCAAAUUCGUGAUUACAUGUACGAUGACACCUCUGACGAAGAUGACGAUGAAGAGCAAGAACAAAUCCAUUAUACCAGUGACGAAGAAGAACAUGAUCAAGAAGAAAGCAAUACCCUCCAAGAGAUCAAUCAUUACCACCAUCUGAUGACCCAUGAAAGUAGCGUGCCUCAAAGCCCUGCUGACAGUAUCUCUUCCUCUAUCAGCAGCACCAUCAGUUUUGAUUCCUCUGAAGAAGAAGAAAAGGUGGCUGAAAUCAAGCAUUUCUCCUACUCUUCUGUCCAAUCCAAUCAACAAACAAGACCUGUUUCCUUGAUCAAUACAGCCGAGUCUCUUGGUGGUGACAACGGUGCUCAGCAAGACAUGAUGGAUGAUGUGAGUCGCCGUCUUAGUAACGCCUCUCCUACUUCCAACGCUGCUGCUACCACUGCGCGUUUUAGUGUGUCUAAAGAAAACAGUGCAAAUUGGCCUAUGCCACCUCCCACACCUCCACCAUCUGAGCCUUUACCACCUGUCCCUGUUGCUCCCAGUGCUAGUGUUCUUACCCCCGCUGCUCCUGUUGCGUCUGUUAGUACCCCAUCACAGCAACAACAACAACAACCAGAAGAAAGCUUGCAAGUGAAUAACAGCAUGACUCCACCUCCUCGACGUGCUCGAUCCAAGACCAUGGCAAGAGAUGAAGCUCCCAACAUGUCUGAAUACACUACCUCUAUUCACCAAAACAAUGAAUUACCACGCAUCAUUCCCUUGCAAAGAGAUUUGGUGGACGUUACUACAGCAACAGCCCCUAUUCCUCCUCCCCGCAAAGAUAUCCAGCUACAACAAGAACAACAACAGCCUCAUACCAAGUGGAUGGAUGAUCCAGAAAGUGAGGAAGAUGAUAUGUGGUGUGAAACCAACACAACAACUACCAUUGCCGCAUUGUAG